This is a messenger RNA of Mizuhopecten yessoensis (Yesso scallop), 2403 nucleotides long. RefSeq lists its product as uncharacterized. NCBI's taxonomy places the organism in Eukaryota, Metazoa, Mollusca, Bivalvia, Pectinida, Pectinidae. The record is from RefSeq and is a predicted model, not a curated record. The transcript is spliced from 2 exons. Bases 1027 to 2109 code for a protein of 360 amino acids.
CACACUUACACGGAAACCCGUAUAAGGAACUAGGAUAUGUCCAUAGUGUGCCAACCUGACAAGGUAUGUGUUGAUCAUGUACAGCAGCCAAAAGGAGGCCCUUCGAAGGAACCAUGUCAGUAUAAUGGAUCAGUUGGAUCCCAAAGAUGUAUCUGAUCACUUGCAUCAAGAUGGCGUACUCACUGAGAGUGAUCAUGAACUGAUCGACACGGGUAAAACCCGGAAGGAACGAUGCUGGAUGCUAUUGGGAAUUCUCCCCUCUCGUGGUCCAGUCGCAUACAAUUCCUUCAAAAACGCUCUUAAACACGGUUAUUCACAUUUAGAGAAGUUGUUGUCUGAAACAACAUCAAGUAAUGGCAAGGUAAAAGAUGCAUGUUUAGACAGCCCUUACCAUUUCGGGAGUAUUGGAAUAUGUGCCAAGUGUCAACCUUAUAUGCCUGCUAACAUUGCCAGCCCAGCGUUACAGAAUGUACUACAUAAGUCCUGCUGCAUGGUAUUACAGAAUGUAGAAGCUAGCGAUUUAUUAGACUUGCUCUACCAAGAGGCUAUAUUAGAGAGGAACGACUGUGAAUUGAUAAAAUCAGAAAACACCCGGAAAGACCGAUGCGUUGUUCUAAUAAGUAAAUUAUCACAGUGCGCGAAAAGUUACGUUUCGACAGUUUUCACAGAAUCAUUAAGAAGGAAAUAUAGUUUCAUAACUGACAUGCUAGAUAACGUCAAUAAAGAAGUUUCGGAAGGCUCUCUUCAUUUGAGAAGUUCUCCCAUCAACGAUGAGAGACCAUCGUAUCCUACGCACCAUACAGGGAUACACAGGGUUUUGGAAGUCAAACAAACGGAAUUGUUUUAUCAACCCAUUCCGUCCAAAAGUCCAAUGUCUUAACCAACAGCAUAGAAGAAGUUAACAACAAUUUCAAAGAACUGAACUUUAAGGGGAAAACUCAACUCGACAGGACACGCUCAGUUCAGACCCGAUUUUGGCAGACAAAAUGUUCUCAUUCAAAAUGUCGUGUUCUAUCAUCGUAUUCAAUGGUUCAUCAACCAGAUACCUGUUUGGCCAUUUGCCUAGAGAAUCAAGAAAACGUUAAAGUAAUUGGAAAGCAUGGUACAAGGAUUCAUCGCAAAAGACAUAGAAAUCAAUCAUCCUCAUAUAAGACUUCAAAGUAUAUACAUCUUGAUACAUCUCACUGUCAAUUAUUAAAACAGUCCUUCGAGCUACGUGGUAACGGUCAAGAGACUGUAUUCAACUAUCUCAGUACUCUAAUCAACCAAGGGUCGUACAAAGAGUUUGAGGCGUGCGCUGUCAAUAUCCGACAUAGUCAAGGCAGUAACGUAGACAUGAUGUGUAUUCUAGACUAUUUGUUCGCCAGCAGGUUCUUACAUACAGCGGAUGUAUAUUCUGCUAAAACCUAUAUAAAAUCUGGACUUAAACUAGCACAAAAGACUCAGUAUCCCAAAUAUUUUACACUAGAACUAUUCACCUGUCAAACACGGAUGCUAAUCAUCAAGAAAAAGCUUGGGAAACUUCAGAACGUGCUAGACGAUGCUAAAAUGAUAAUAGAGGCUGACCCUACCUGUUGUACAGGUCGAGCUGCCGGCUGGUUGUACAUGAAUGAUGUGAAAAAUAUAAUGGUCCAAAUAUCCAUGUUGAAUACCUACAGAUCAAAUUACCCAUUGGUAUACGAACAUCUAUACAAACAUGCUAAAGAUAGCUGUCAAAAAUCACUAGAUCAUUUUAAACGUGAUCAAGGAAAAGAUGGGCCUUUCGGGAUUGGAUUUGCGUUGUGCCGACUGAUUAUAUUGUUACUUCGAUGUGGCGAUAAGGGUCUUUAUAAUGAAUGCAUGACGCCAGACCAAGAAAAUGUCGAACUUGCAGGAAAGUAUUUGCAUCAACUCGAAGAUUCGGACAUUCCAAUUACUGCAUUUCUGAAGGUGCCUCUCCUCCUAGCAAAGAGUGACUACUAUUAUCGCCGUGAACAUAUACAGAGGGCUCUAGAAUACGCACAGGAAGCAUUCCAACUAACGGAAAACAACAGUAUUUUGGAAUAUAAGGAACAGGCUCAGAACCGUGUAUGUUUUCUCGCUGCGAAGUUGGAUGCGGAGGGAAAAUAAGUGGAUAAAGGAGGAGGCAUUGAGGAUAUAAGUAACGGAUAAGUGUGCAAGAGUUAUGAACUAUAUUCAAGCUAAACAAGCUGUAACCUAAGUAAAUGAUUUCUAAGUGCAAUAUAUACGGGGUAUAUUUAAUUUGUGGAACAAGCAAUAAGUGCAGAGAUAUUAACUUUGUUUGUCUCUCUCUAUCGACUUUCAAAGUUUUUCAAUGUGUCCUUUCUUCAUAUUUCAAGUGUGAAGUGAAAAAAUGAAUGUACCUUCGAAAUUAAACUACAUCAUCCAACAAAUACAUUUAAU